Molecule: messenger RNA, 1200 nt
Organism: Carassius carassius (crucian carp)
Lineage: Eukaryota; Metazoa; Chordata; Actinopteri; Cypriniformes; Cyprinidae
Gene: ada
Product: adenosine deaminase
Exons: 11
Coding region: 92-1180 (362 amino acids)
Biological process (GO): hypoxanthine salvage; T cell activation; adenosine catabolic process
Cellular component (GO): external side of plasma membrane; cytosol
Molecular function (GO): adenosine deaminase activity
Source: RefSeq, a predicted model, not a curated record
CUCAUGGGGAAGUUGCCGGUAGCUGCUUGAGCUGACAGUUUCCGUAGAGCGCGUUCAAGUUCAAGACAGAUUUACACUUCGAGUGAAUACAAUGGCAGAAAAGAAAGGAAAACCAGCAUUUGAUAAACCUAAGAUUGAGCUACAUGUGCAUCUUGAUGGUGCUAUUCGAAUAAAGACCAUUGUAGAAGUAGCAAAGCGGAGGGGAAUCACUCUACCUGUGAUCAGCGAGGAUGAAAUGAGAGACCUGGUCAUAAUGCAUGAGCCGGCCACACUCACAGAAUUCCUUGGCAAGUUCGAUCACUACAUGCAUGUCAUUGCAGGGGACAGAGAGGCCAUCAAGAGAAUAGCUUAUGAGUUUGUAGAGACUAAGGCCAAAGAGGGAGUGAUCUAUGCUGAAGCCAGAUACAGCCCUCAUCUGCUGGCCAACAAGGGUGUGGAUCCUCUUCCUUGGGACCAAAAACCAGGAGACAUCACUCCCGAUGACGUGGUGGACCUGGUGAACCAGGGGUUCAAAGAGGGAGAGAAGGCCUUCAAAACCAAAGUCAGGUCCAUUCUGUGCUGCAUGCGUCACAUGCCAAAUUGGUCUAUGGAUGUGGUCGAGCUGUGUAAGAAGUACCGUAAAGAUGGAGUUGUGGCAAUAGACCUAGCAGGAGAUGAAUCCCUGAACUGUGAGUCAUACCCAGGACACAAGAGAGCAUUUGAGGAAGCCGUCAGAAGUGAGGUGCACAGAACAGUGCACGCAGGAGAAGUUGGCCCUGCCAGUGUGGUGAAGGAGGCUGUGGAAGUUCUCAAAGCAGAACGCAUUGGACAUGGAUACCACACGCUUGAAGAUCAAACUCUAUAUAAACGACUGCUCCAACAAAACAUGCAUUUUGAGAUGUGCCCUGUCUCUAGCAGACUGACAGGAGCCUGUGACCCAGACUUCACUAAACAUCCUCUCAUCACAUUCAAGAAGGACAAUGCUAACUACUCCUUAAAUACAGAUGACCCUACCAUCUUCAACUCCACCUUGAACUCAGACUACCAGGUGGUGCAGAAAUACAUGGAUUUCACUGAAGAGGAGUUCAAGAGACUGAAUAUAAAUGCAGCUAAGUCCUGCUUUCUUCCUGAGAAGGAGAAAGACCAGCUUCUUGAACAACUCUAUGAGUCUUAUGGCAUGCUGAACAGAACAGGCUUUUGAGCUCAGUACUGUUUUAAAAA